AACACCGACCUCGAAAAGUUGUACACGGAUCUACGUGAAGAUAUCAUGUCAAUUAGACAUCCGUCUAAUUAUACGGACCUAUUUACAGUUAAUCAAGUGACACACUUAAAGUACUCGUUCCUCCAGCGUCUUUACACUAUGUCUUUGGAGAAGACCGAACUCUCUCCGUUGGAGGUUCUGGAAUUCGAUAUGGGUUCAUCUACUUCAUUUAUCAACUCGUCCAAGUCGUAAUCAAAGUUAUUGGGGUUACGGUCAACGUCUAACCGUUCCUUUCUUCUUUUCGUCUGAAGGUGGUUAAGCUUCAACUUGACGGGGACAUCAUCGGCGGUGAAUUUUCUGAGGCCGGUGGCUUUUGCCUUGGUUUCCUGCUGAAGUUGUUGAUCUGGAGGAACAUACCCGGACGUUUGGGGGAGCUGCGAUGGCCCUGAACGUCCCCGAGCCUUGGACUUCUGGUUUGGCUCAUACAGAUAGUUGACCAAUUUCAGCCAGUACGGGAGCAAGACCACCAACCCCACAAGAACAACGGUUAGAAUCAAAAGUGUCACAAACAUCUUGGGCGUACAGAAAUUUUUCUCCAACUGUGGUUGAUGCGCACCAAUGACAACUUUUAUUUGCAUCACCACUGGAUAUGAUAAAACAGGUUUCCAAGAUUGCCGGUAGACGCUUAACACCAGCACAAUGCCUGUUGGUUAUGGGCAUGAGUGUCAAGAAUCUCGGUUCAGGUGCGCUUCUCAAUCAUCUCCCUGUUUUCCAGUCCACGAAGUCACCUUUUUCCAUCAUCUCCAGACCCUACACCGUGGACCGGCUAGGCAACGAUAUUGACUCCAAGAUCGACCAGAUUUCUAACGCCCAGUACGACGAUAUCUCCAACCAUUACCUCGACACCCUCAGCGACGAAAUCGACCUUAUUUCCGAAACCCACGAAAAUGUCGAAUUCGACUUGAACCAAGGUGUGUUAACAUUGAGCACCGGUAGUGGAACCUAUGUUAUUAACAGACAGCCUCCCAACAAACAAAUCUGGCUCAGCUCGCCAUUGACGGGACCCAACCGGUACGAUCUUAUUGGUGGGAAAUGGAAGUCGUUGCGAGACAACGGAGAGUUGACCCAGCUCCUAUCCAGAGAAUUGUCGGAUAUUUUGGGCACCUCCAUCCAAUUACAAUUGGACAAUUAAUCACGUCCCCUGGAAUUAUGUAAACUGACGAAUAUUUAUUGACCCCUUUGUAUAUACACUCAGCUUUAAAGUAGUGGGUACAAACUAGUAGAAUUUUUUUACCCAUUUGGAUUAAUACAAGCGGAAUAGAUGACAACCAACCCUUUCGCUUACAGGCCCUACGUUGACACUACUGGCUAUAUUCGUUUCGAAAAUCUCCUUGUCGCUACCGUCUGUUAACAUCCAACCAGGUCAAUGUCUAGUUGUUGGCACCCACUCGGUUUUAUUUCUAGCCCCAGCCUCUACAGAUCCAACAACACCAAUUACACCAAUUAUACCCUCUUUUUCUGUUUCGGGUAUAACUGCAAUCAUUAAGCCCCUGUAUAGGUUUAGGUAACCAGGUGCCACAAAAUCAAUUAGACCCAGUUGCAAGGAGCAUACGGAGACAUUAACAACGCAACUCUUCGCGCACUGGAGAUUUUACCUCGCAAUGGCACCCACUUUUAUGUUGAAAGGACCCAUACGUGGGAGUGAUCGGGUAUCUGUGUACUCCACUGCGAUAAUAGGCUCCCGUGGACGAGAGAUGCCAGAGGCACAAACUUUAACGGUC
Molecule: messenger RNA, 1760 nt
Organism: Yamadazyma tenuis ATCC 10573
Lineage: Eukaryota; Fungi; Ascomycota; Pichiomycetes; Serinales; Debaryomycetaceae
Source: RefSeq, a predicted model, not a curated record